UAUAUGUAUGUAAGGAAACUUAUACUACUCUGGAAGUAAUGAAAAGCUUUAUAUUAGUUGUAUCCAAAGCUGAAUGCGGAUGGAGAGAGUUUAGUUUUAGUUCAUCUUUUGAAGUUGACGGAGCUUAAUUAUUUUACUUAAGACAUAAUUUAAUAAUAAAAUAAUGCAGUCAAGGCUGCGGUUAUUGGCUCUUGCCCUUAUUCUGGGUCUUGUCAUCACCAAUGUAUCCUCAGCGGAAAGAAGAAGAAAACAUAGACGCCGUACAACGACAGAAGCUCCUUUUCAACCGGAAGUAAUGAACCUUCUUAAAGAAGAAGAUACUUCCAAGGAAAAGUUGGUCGCCCGGAUGGGCGACCAAGACUCGAACUCUGAAAGCGGGGAACAUGACAAUAGUCAUGAAUCCAAAGAUGGCGUCUUGAGAAUGGAUCCUUGUUUGGACAAACAUUGUGGUGCUGGACGAGUUUGUCGGGUUAAUGAUCUUGGAGCUGCCGAAUGUGUUUGCAUAGAAGUUUGCGAUGAAGAAAAAGAUCCCCGGCGUAAAGUUUGCACCAAUUACAACGAAACAUUUGGAAGCGACUGUGAAGUUUAUCAAGCACGUUGUUUCUGUGACUCUGGUGAUUCUCGUUGUCGUGGUCCAGAUUAUCAACACGUCCAUAUUGAAUACUACGGCGAGUGCCGUCAAAUGCCGAUGUGCAAAGAAGAAGACAUGAUGGACUUCCCUCGAAGAAUGCGCGACUGGCUCUUCAACAUAAUGCGCGACAUGGCGGAUCGUCAAGAGUUACCAACUUACUUUUUGAAAAUGCAGCGGGAAGCUGAGACAAACUUAACCUUGCGCUGGACCAAUGCCGCCAUUUGGAAGUGGUGUGAUCUUGAUGGCCAUCCUCAUGAUCGUGCCGUUUCACGGCACGAACUGUUCCCGAUUCGAGCGCCUCUCAUGGCACUGGAACAUUGUAUCGCUCCCUUUUUGGACGGAUGUGAUGAGAACAAUGAUCAUAAGAUUAAUUUGGUUGAGUGGGGAAAGUGUCUUCAGCUUGAUGAGGACGACUUAGAUGACAAGUGUGACGAGCUUGAAGAAGCUGGACAUUAAAAAUAUUUCUUAAUUUUUACCGUUUUUUUUUAAUAUAAUAUUAUUAAUUAUUUUAUUACUAAUUAAAGCUUAAAAUAUUGUAUUAUGCGUUUGUAAUUGUAAUCUUCGAUUGUAAUACAUGUAAACAAUAAAAAAUUGGUAAUUAACCAAAAAAAAAUUUU
Molecule: messenger RNA, 1248 nt
Organism: Cotesia glomerata
Lineage: Eukaryota; Metazoa; Arthropoda; Insecta; Hymenoptera; Braconidae
Gene: SPARC
Product: SPARC
Exons: 6
Coding region: 164-1087 (307 amino acids)
Biological process (GO): anatomical structure development
Molecular function (GO): calcium ion binding; extracellular matrix binding; collagen binding
Source: RefSeq, a predicted model, not a curated record